Molecule: messenger RNA, 2163 nt
Organism: Lasiosphaeria miniovina
Lineage: Eukaryota; Fungi; Ascomycota; Sordariomycetes; Sordariales; Lasiosphaeriaceae
Product: LMBR1-like membrane protein-domain-containing protein
Exons: 2
Coding region: 1-2163 (720 amino acids)
Cellular component (GO): membrane
Source: RefSeq, a predicted model, not a curated record
AUGGAAUUAUCGACAUCGAUGUCGCCCUCGCCGGUUGGCUCCGAGAUCUUUGCGCUCGUGGUGCUGCUCGCCAUCUCCGCCGUCGCCCUCCUCAUCCUCCGCUACUACCUCCCGCUGCGCACCACGCCCGCCUUCCUCCUCGUCCCCGUCUUCUUCGCGCUAUGGCUCCCUGCGAGCAUGGUUCUCCUGGUCCCCAUCGACCUCGCAUCCAGCGCCGUGGCCGAAGACAUUGACGCCCGCGGCAUCUGGCUCGAGCCCCGAGCCCUGCGAGUUUCGUGGAGGAUCACGUACUGGUUGACCUUUUCCCUGACCUGGUUUAUCCUGCCCAUUCUCGCCGAAUACUCCGACUCGGGCUACCGCGAGCCCAAGGACAAGGUUCUCGACUCGCUGCGGUCCAACGCCCAAUACUAUGCCAUCGUCUUCGGGUCGGGCUUCGUCGGCCUCGUCUACGUGCUCAUCUCUUACGGUCACUUCUCCGAGUCGCUUAAGAGCACCGUCAUGGCUCUUGCAUACUGCUGGGGUUUGGUGCUGGCCAUCUAUCUUAUGGGACACGGCCUAGUCGCCAUCCCCCGCCGUCUUAUCCGCGGCGCCAACGUCAGCGGCAGGCUGCGCGCCAUCCAGUCGAACGCCCCCAAGAUAUACGAGCGCAUGGAGGACGCCGAAAUGAACCUCGAGGACCUCGAAAUGAUUGUGUCGGAGCUCAGCCGGCGCAAGGGCGGCAGCGUGAGCCUGUUCCAGGACUGGGUCGAGGAGCUCGUAGACCUGACCAACCUCCCCGAGGCCCAGCCGUCCCGCGCAAGUGUGCUCCGCGGCUCCGGCGACGCUCCCAGCGUCCUGCCCACCGUCAUCACCGAGAAAUACAUGGCCGAGCUCACCCGCCGCCUUGUCCGCGCCAAGCACGCCCGGUCUCGCUACGUGAGUGAGUGGCACCGGCUGCUUCGCGACGCGGUCAAGACGCAGGCCAUCCUUGACUCGGCUGCUUCCAAGAAGCUUGAUUUUGGCUCCGCCUCUCCGCACUCGGGCUUUUGGGAAAAGCACACGUAUUUGACCCCGUACACAAGAUAUGUUCUGCAUUACCAUGUCGUGCCGUAUUUCCGCAACACUCUUGGCGCGGUGCUGGCGCUCGCUUCGGCCUGCAUCGUGUGGUCCGAAAUGGUCAAGGGCGUGCUGCCCUCGUUCUCCAUCAUUCGCUACAGUGUUGUGCAUCACUGGGAGGGCGACAAUGGACAGGUGGGCCUCGCCGGCCAGGCGAUUGCGGCCUUGUGGAUGCUGUACAUGUGCGCCGCCGCCCUGACGUCUAUCACCGAGGUCAAGGUCUGGCGCGGCCGCGCUCUGGUGCGCCGCAACACGGCUCACGAGUCGGCCUUUUGGUAUGCCAGCCAGGUGGCGCGACUCAGCGUGCCGCUCUCGUACAACUUCAUGACAUUUCUCGGCGGCAUCUACCGCAAUACUGUCUUUUACGACUUCCUCGGCCAGCUCAUCAACCUGACGCCGCUAGGGAAGUGGUUCGACUAUUUGUUCCCCGCUUUCAUUCUCCUCCCCAUUUGUGCAACCCUGUUUGGGCUGUACGGCAAGGUGAAGCGCAUCUUUGGUUUCGGCGUCGAUGUCAUUGACGACGGCGACGGCGACGACCCGUAUAGCGCCUACGGGACUGGCUCGUGGCGCGAGGGACGCGACCUCAUUGAGCGCGAGCUCCACGGCACGUCAGCUGUAGUCCGUGGCCGGCGAGCCGAGGCCGCUGCACGGAUAUCCGGCACCGGCGUAGGACAGGGGGCAGGCGCCGCCAGGGCAACACCUGUGCUGUCCGUCCCCCGGGCGCAGCGCACGGGGCCUACCAGCCCGCUCGGGACUUCCCCUAAUACCCGGCCCCAGGCCAACACGUCCGCGAGGAGGGUCGGCGCUGCGUCGCGUGGGAUCGAGACGGACCCCGACGACGAGAACUUCUUUGAGGCCCUCGGCCACCGCUUCAAAAACACCAUCGACACCAUGGACACGCCCAAGUGGCUCCAAGAUAUCGGUCAGGGCAUCAAGAAGCCCAAAUGGAUGGGCGGAGACGACGACGAAGGUUCCGGCAGCCGACCUCGUGAUAAUAAUAAUGGUAAUAAUAAUUCAGACGUGCGGCGGUGGUUUGGCGGCAGCGGGGAAGGCCGUGUCAGGCUAUGA